AUGGGCAGCGAAAGGAAAUCAAGGGAGGGUGAGAAGAAGAAGCUCAAGAGAACUUCUCCCUCUUCUCCGCGAGACGAUGCGAAGAGCAAAAGGGUAAAAAUUGGAGACGCUGACAAGAAAGAGAAAUCUAAUAAGAAGCACAAAUCCGAUAAAUCUUCCAAGCAUCGUUCUGAUAAAGAAAAGAAGUCUGGAGAAAAGCGCAAAGAUAAAGAUCGCAAGCAUCGUGAUCGUUCGAAACUAAAAUUCCAAGAAUUGUCCAAUGAAGACUAUUUCUCCAAGAAUAAUGAAUUUGCUACAUGGCUGAAAGAAGAGAAGAAAAUGUUCUUCUCAGAUCUUUCUUCCGAUUCUGCUCGCGAUCUAUUCAAAAUGUUUGUCAUGGAAUGGAACAACAAGGAGCUCGAACCCCGAUACUACGAUGGCAUUGCAGCUGCACCUCGGACAUCCCAUAACUGGAAUAUCAAAAAGUAG
Fraxinus pennsylvanica is the source of this 468-nucleotide messenger RNA. The record is from the annotation of a GenBank genome assembly. NCBI's taxonomy places the organism in Eukaryota, Viridiplantae, Streptophyta, Magnoliopsida, Lamiales, Oleaceae.